Eremothecium sinecaudum is the source of this 1050-nucleotide messenger RNA. It is a transcript of the gene SIS1, whose product is annotated as type II HSP40 co-chaperone SIS1. Gene Ontology annotation, cellular component: cytosol. The transcript has a single exon. The record is from RefSeq and is a predicted model, not a curated record. The coding region runs from base 1 to 1050 and encodes 349 amino acids. NCBI's taxonomy places the organism in Eukaryota, Fungi, Ascomycota, Saccharomycetes, Saccharomycetales, Saccharomycetaceae. Gene Ontology annotation, biological process: translational initiation. Gene Ontology annotation, molecular function: protein-folding chaperone binding.
AUGGUGAAAGAGACUAAAUUAUAUGAUUUAUUAGGUGUGUCACCUUCUGCUGGUGAUGCUGAAAUAAAGAAAGGAUACCGUAAAGCGGCUUUGAAAUAUCAUCCUGAUAAACCUACGGGUGAUACAGAGAAAUUUAAGGAAAUUUCUGAAGCUUUUGAGAUUUUAAGUGACACUAAGAAAAGAGAAAUUUAUGAUACCUAUGGCUUAGAGGCAGCAAGGGGUAACGCCCCUGGUGCUGGGUUCGGAAAUGGUGGAAGUUCUGGUGGAUUUGGAGGAUUUGGCGGUGGGAACUCAUUUUCCCAAGAAGACGCAUUUCAUAUCUUUUCACAAUUCUUUGGAGGUAGUAGUGGCGGUGCUGGAUCGCCAUUUGGAUUUUCUACUGCUGGUACUGGUGAUGAUUUUGGCUUUGGUAGUGGUUUCCCAGGAGGAGCUAGCUUCCACGCGUCUACUGGAGGAAUUCCCGGUGCCUUUUCAGGGAUGUCAGGAGGAUCUGGUAUGCAUUCUCAUUCUUCUCCUCAGCAUGACGAAAAGGUUGUACAAGUUAAUCUACCGGUCAGUUUGGAAGAUUUAUUUGUUGGGAGAAAAAAGUCCUUUAAAAUCACUAGGAAAGGCCCAGGCGAUAUCUCUGAAAAGAAGCAAAUUGAUAUUCAAUUGAGACCUGGUUGGAAAGCUGGUACAAAAAUUACUUAUAAGAAUGAGGGUGACUAUAAUCCUGCAACAGGUGGAAGACAAACCUUGCAAUUUAUCAUUCAAGAGAAGCCGCAUGAAUAUUUCAAGAGAGAUGGUAAUGAUUUGGAGUAUACUUUACCGUUGACAUUCAAGGAAUCUCUUCUUGGCUUCUCCUCGAAGGUAAAGACCAUAGAUGGCAGACAAAUUCAUCUAAGCAAGAGUCAGCCCGUGCAACCCAGUGAAAAAUCUAGAUAUCCGGGGCAGGGAAUGCCAUUGUCGAAGAAUCCUAACGAAAGAGGUGAUUUGAUUGUCUCUUACAAGAUAGAUUACCCAAUAUAUUUGAACGAGGCACAAAAACAGGCUAUUGCGGCGAAUUUCUAA